CGGUAGACGAGAGAGCUGUAAUAUAAGCAGUGUAAAGUGUAACAGUACCUACUAACAGUAAAUUAAAACCAAACAGUUAUUUAAAAUAAUUUUCUGAGCAGAACGCUUGGUUUCUAACGAUUCCACCAACCAACGGCACCAACACCUUUGAUAGAAACCGUAGGCGUACACUUGUAGAUCGUGACGUAGACAUUUUGUGACUGAGUUUGUGAACGGCUAUGGCAGUGCAAAAUAUAUGUAGAUUGUGCUUAGCCACAGACGAUUUAGUAUAUAUAUUUGACGAGAAGAAUAAGAAACUGAAUAUGAAGGACGUUAUUGCCAUCACGACGGGUAUCGAGAUCCAUACUAAAGAUAUUAUCUCCCAGAAGGUUUGUGGAAAAUGCUACCAAUUCAGUAUUCAAAUUUUCCAGUUCAGAAGCCAGUGUUUGAAAGCCGACAAACAUUUGAAGAAUCUGUGCAUGGAUUUUUUGGUUGAUAAAAAAUAUUACAUUCCAAAUACUGAAGUUUCUAUUAAAGGUGUUUUAAAAAGCGAAGAGUUACCAAAAAUCGAACCUGACUUUAUGAAAACAUCGGUUUACGAACUACACCCGAGCGUAAUCAAAUUGUCUCGCACAUAUCCAAAAAUUAAACUGCCUAAAGACUGCUUAACUUCGGAUGUUGCGCCUAUUGUACAGAUGGAAAUAAACCAAGUAGAGAAUUACUUCAAAAGACUUAAAUUAAACUUUAACAUUCACGUAAAGAACGCAUUGGAUUCUGUAAAACGUUCUAUAAAACCAACGAAAUUUAGUAAAAUUCAAAAAUUUCCUAAGCAAAAGAAGAUAUUGACUCUACCAAAAGUAAUUAAGAUAACCAAAAUUAAUGAACCUAUUAAAACUAAGCAACAUUAUAAAAGUGCUACUAAUUUUAACGAAAUAGAAAAUAAUAGAAGUGAAGUUUGUAAAACUCCUAAUAAAAGUCCAGUAAAGAGGAAUAAUAAAUCUACUAUUCAUUCUAAUGUGAAAAGAAAGCUAAUAGAAAGCCCGUCAACAGAAGCAGUUGAAAAGCCACACUUAAAAACAGUGCAUUGCACUGAUACAUGUAUUACUAUACCUAGCAAAAAAAGAAGACUUGUAACUGAAAAAUGUCAACAAGAAACACACUAUUGUAAAAAAACCUUUUUAAACGAAACUGAAGUUUAUUGUAGCCUAACCACAAGAAGACAAAAACUUAUAGCAGCUGCAAAUUGUUCAAAUAAAAAAUCUGUAGAUGUCGGGAUAUUUUCUAAAAGUACUCUAAAAAAAUUUCAAAAUGACAGUAAAAAAGUAGAUGAGAAAUACUGUGCCUUGAAGGAAAAAAUGAUUGUUCAACCAAUAAAAAUAGCAAAUGAUAAAGUUGACUUGCAAAUUAGCAGUCCUAACAAAAACUUGGCUAACAGAAAUGAAAAUCAGUUAAAUGAAAACGAUGAACAUGUGUCAUUAACUAGCGUAGGUAGAUCUGUCCCUUUGUUUGUUUGCCAGAUCUGCAACUCGGUGCUGUACAACAAAUAUGAAUUGAAAAAGCACCAAAACAAGCACAUGCGGUGUCAGUUCUGUAAAGUCCGUUUCCGCAGUUUAGAAAACAAAAAGCGUCAUAUAGAAAACGUGUGCUUAAUUAGAAAAAUGAUGAGCGAUCUGCCAUAUGUUAGCUUGGUAAAAAUUGAUUACAAUAGAAUUAUCAGACAAACUUAUUCGGAAGCAUUUGCUGGAUUUUCGCCACUUAAAAAUAUGUAUAUGACACACCGUGAAAAGAAUUCAAACAACAGUUCUAUCAAAGAGACACUUUUUAAAGAUCUCCCACCUGAAAGACUAAGUAUCAUAGAAAUUUUAUCAGACGAUGAAGAUCUACCUUUUUCAGUAAGCGAUAAAGAACAACUUCCUAUAAUAGCUAAUAUAUCCAGCAAUGUUUUUACUAAUCUAAAUUUAAAGACGUCCAAAAACGAAUUGUUGAAGAAUUUAUUGACUACAUUUCCUCGGCCUUCGAAGGAGAUAGAAACCCAAACAGAAUUACUCACAAAUUGCCAUAUUAGUGUAACUGAAACCAACGAAGCUGUAUUAAAGAAUUUGCUCCCAUACAUGUUUAUGUAUAACAUACCGGUGAAAGUAGAGCCUGGAAAAUUUAAUGUAACGUAUGAUUAUAGCCUUAAAUCCAACCCGACUAAGAAAUUGUCCCUUUGGAAUGAACUAAUACCCAUAAAUAUAAAGUCGAGAGCUGAAGACGGUGAUUCGUUUUCCAAAGUAGUAAACGAUGCAUCAAAUAAAAGAUAAAUUAAUUGAGCCUUUCACUACUGCGCUUAACUUAAAGGUUUGUUUAUAAAGUUUAUAGAUUUCUACUUAUUAAAGCUAU
This is a messenger RNA of Anoplophora glabripennis (Asian longhorned beetle), 2361 nucleotides long. RefSeq lists its product as uncharacterized. The record is from RefSeq and is a predicted model, not a curated record. NCBI's taxonomy places the organism in Eukaryota, Metazoa, Arthropoda, Insecta, Coleoptera, Cerambycidae. The transcript is spliced from 3 exons. Gene Ontology annotation, cellular component: nucleus. Gene Ontology annotation, molecular function: zinc ion binding. Bases 219 to 2282 code for a protein of 687 amino acids.